Oryzias melastigma (Indian medaka) is the source of this 4686-nucleotide messenger RNA. RefSeq lists its product as uncharacterized. Lineage: Eukaryota; Metazoa; Chordata; Actinopteri; Beloniformes; Adrianichthyidae. Gene Ontology annotation, cellular component: nucleus. Bases 144 to 3899 code for a protein of 1251 amino acids. The transcript is spliced from 2 exons. Gene Ontology annotation, biological process: regulation of transcription by RNA polymerase II. Gene Ontology annotation, molecular function: RNA polymerase II transcription regulatory region sequence-specific DNA binding; DNA-binding transcription factor activity, RNA polymerase II-specific. The record is from RefSeq and is a predicted model, not a curated record.
AAUAAACGUCUUGAGCUCUUCAACAUCAUCUGCUUAUUUAAAAGCCAUGACAGCUUUAUUUUGAAGGCGCCCACCGGAAACGUAAAUCCUGCCUUCUUUUAUGAUCCUUGCAUGCCCUGGACAAGGGGCUGCAUGGGUGAAACAUGGCCGCCGCAGACCCAGCGAAGUCUCCCGAACGGCUGAAAACCCCCACGGAGGAGGUGGAAACAUCUGUGGAGGAGGCCGAAGCGGCGGGGUCGGGGUGCAGCUCCGCGCCGCCGGAUGAAACACAGGCGGCGGGUCGCCCCGCCGAGGAUGGCGGGACUGAUGUUGGGAGCGCUGGUGUUGUUGCCAGCGUCGCUGAGGUUAGUGUCGAGUCCGGGGCUGGAGCAGACAAAACACCAGAGCGAACAGCGGCGGAAAAAAUGGCCGAAGCUCCCAGCGGCGCGGAGCGGGCAUUCGACUGGUCAGAAGCCGAGGAGGAGAGCGAGGAGCGGGGGAAAGCGGUCACGGAGGAGUGCGGUCAGAGUGAUGCUACUGAAUCUGCUGAAGAGGUGGAGCAGGGGGAGCAUGCUGGUAACACCACCACAGAUGGAGAAAAGCCCGUUACGGAGGAGAAUUUACACUGUGAUGCAGCAAAGGACUCUCCAGCCAAGGGUGUGGAUGUGAGAGAAAACAGGGAGGCGGCGGCAGUGGCAGAUGGAGUCGAGGAUGUCGAGCUGUCACCCAAACAGAAAAAAUUCUCUAUAGAGUGCAAGGAUUGUGGGAAGAAGUUCGACUGCCGCGAGACCUUUCAGCUCCACCGCCACUUUCACAUGCACGAGGACGAGCUCACGCCCCUCACCUGCAAGGAGUGCGGCCUCACCUUCCAGCACCGCAGCAGCCUCAUCAAGCACAGGAGCCAACACAAGGAGAAGGAGGAGCAGCAGCACCUCCUGACCUCAAAGAAGGAGUACGGGAGGUUCCAGUGCGCUGAGUGCCAGAGGAUUUUCUUCUCCACCGAUAAACUGAGGGACCACAACUGCAGCAACACCGUGGAGAAGCCGUACCACUGCCCGCUGUGCCGCCAGGAUUUCCAGUUCAAGGCGUCCGUCACAAAGCACAUGAGUAAGCACAUGAUGACGCGCUCCAACAAUAACAUCUUCAAAUGCCAAGAGUGCAACCAAAUCUUCCCUAACGUCAUGGCUCUGCGCUUCCACCAAAAAUCCCACCCGGCCCUCAAACCCUACGAAUGCCCCGAGUGCGGCAUGGUUUUCAAGCACUACUCCGUCAUGGAAGACCACCGGCGCAAGCACGCCGACAGCGGCCGCUCCCACGUGUGCACCAUCUGCGGCAAGGCUUUCAAGUACGGCAGCCUCCUGCAUCAGCACCAGUACCUGCACACCGGACAGAAGCCCUUCUGUUGCCCCGAAUGUGGCAAAAAGUUUGCCUUCGCCCAAAACAUGAAGGCGCACUGCCGUCAGCACAGACUGCGUCAAAACAACUCGUUCGGCGAGCCGCCCGGUAAGCAGACGCCCGUCACUGUUCGGGAUCCGGUUAAAGGGGCGGGGAAGGAGAACUCGCACCAGAGCGAGGAGCCGAAACGCGCAUUUAACUGCCCCCUGUGUCCUCAGACUUUCAGCGUACCGGCCACCCUGAGAGCGCACAUGCUAAUCCACGAGGCAGAGUACGACAAGCUGGACCGAUCGACCCGACCUCCGACGGAGAACAAUAAGGUUUGGGAGAAAGGACACACCUGCCCCCACUGUCCUAGUAUUUUUCGUGAGCAAUCUAGCCUAAAGUUUCAUUGUCUUAGCGUCCAUAAGUCUGUCGUUCAGCCUCCAGAGGCGUUGCCGCCGUCUCCUCAGAAGCAGCUGAGCAGCGAUGGAGUCCAAGAGAAGUGGAAAAGCGACGGCGCCAAGUCGCACAAGUGUCCCGAGUGUGGAAAGACAUUCCGCCACCGCUCCGUGCUGGAGUUGCACAUGCGCAUUCAUUCCAAGGACAAGCCUUACCAAUGCAAAGUGUGCGGCAAGGGCUUCAGGUUCAGCAGCUACCUGCAGCAGCACCUCAUCAUCCACACGGGCAAGAAGCCGUAUAAAUGUCCCGACUGCGGGAAGGACUUCGCCUUUCUGCAGAACAUGCGAACGCACCAGAGGCUGCACCAGGAGAAGCCGUUCCGCUGCACUCACUGCCGCAAAGGCUACAGCGACGAAACCCAGCUGCAGCACCACAUGCUGUCGCACAACGGAGACAAACCCCACAAGUGCGAGCUGUGCGACAAGAGCUUCGGCCUGGCGUAUCUGCUGCGCGACCACAUGAACACGCACACGGGCGAGAGGCCCCACCGCUGCGACGAGUGCCACAAAACCUUCUCCUGGUUCAGCAGCCUGCUCGUUCAUCAGAAGAUCCACUCCCGCAAGAAGCAGAGCUUCGGCCAGACGAGGGGCAGGGGGAGGAGGCCCGGGAGGCCGGCGUGGGGGUGGUCUAAACCCACGGGCGCUUCAGAGACGGGCGCCGCCGCUCAGCAGCAGGUUUUGUACCCAGUUUCUGCGCUGAGGGACGCCGAGUUGCACAGAGGGGCACCACAGCCACCGUCUUCCAUGCUCCCGUCGCGCCUGGAUUUACAGAACCAGUACCCGAAGGAGCCGUGGCUGCCUGAGCCCCAGCCUGUGCAGUGGAAGGUGGACAGUGGGGAGGUGACGCCCGUCUCAGCCCCUCAACAGUUCGACCCCCCCGCGCUGUCUGGACUUCAGCAGCAGAGGAGUCCGGGCUGGGCGGAGAUGCUAACACCGACCGGUCCCUCAUCUGCUCAGAGCGCAGACUCGCACGCAAAAGAGGGCGUCUCUCAUCUAGCAAAUAUGCCGACAAAGCCCAGCCCAGGGAUGCUGGGCGAGCUGAGGCAGCACAAGCCAGCCCCUUGGAGCGCCACCUCAGCGGUACCGCCCCCCUCCACUUCAGUGCAGCAGGAUUUUAUGAUUCCCUCCUCGUCGUACACGGAUGGAGCAGCCCUGUGGAGCAUCAGGCCUGCUCCCACAGCCAACUCGCAGAUCUCUCCAAACAAGCACGGACAAGACCCCCAGCUGCUGAGGUGGGUGGGGGGGCCGGUGGCCUCGGUGAAGGAGCCGACCACGCCCACUAUGAAAGACGACCGGGUGUGGGACUUGGGUGGUCCUCAAGUGUUAUCGGCUGUUUCUCAAGCGGACAAACCGUGGACUUCAGGCUUAGUGGGGGUCUCCACCUCAGCUCAGAUAGACCAAAGCAGCGCUCUGCCCAUCUCGACAGCUCCUCAUGGGGUUGGUAGCACGUUGUGGGAAAUCCAGUCGCCCCCAGGGGUCCCAAAGACUUUAAACUCCACAGAGAAGCUGCUAAAUAAUCAGGACUUUCAGCUGCAGCAGAAACAGGUUUCGACUGGUUGGGCCAACGUGCAGCCAGCAGCUCAGAAGGCUCCCAUUUCCAUCCCCUACGAGCCGCUCCGCUUCGGCCAGCCCAUGGGGGGCACAGUAUGGGGCUUCCAGACUAACCCCGUGGGUCCUCAGACGCUGCUGUCCGGGCAGCUGAAAGCAGGCGGCGGGCAGGAGCUGGCGCAGCAGCAGCCGAUGGUAACGGGGACUCAAAUAAUCAUAAAUCAGCCCUCCCCUUUUUUCUCCCCCCCACUGGCUCCGCUGCCUCCCCUGGCUCUGCCCGGCCCCCAUCCUCUCCACUCCGUUGCACUUCCACGACCCCCCCACCCGAAUCUGUUUUUCACGCCGCAGGCAGUCAUGAGCGAGAGGCCCCACAUGCCCCUACCUCAACUGGCCGCGCAGACCGAACCUCACAAACUCGGAGCCCGUUUGCCUUUUGGCCCCGAGCGGCUUCUCCAGUGCAUGAUAUGUGGGUGCUCCCUCCCCCGGGAGCUGGAUCUACAAAUGCAUUACCUGCAGCACGCACAAGGGGAGAUCUGACCUUUCUACACUAGUAUCAAAAUUUAGUUACCUUUUUAUAAUUGUCCUCUGUGAAACCUCGAUUAGUGGACUUUUAGUGGCGCCGCUUCACCUGUCGGUGGGCACUAGGUAUAUCAAAUCGGAUUUAGUUUGCACAUUUCGACCCCUUCCUUUUAUACCUUCAUCUCCAAAUGCAACAGUGUUGUGUGUGUGAAAUGAAGUGUGUGCACAGAGGCCGUUAAAAUGGUUCCACGAUCGUAGUCAUCCCGACCGAGGCCCCACUUUUAUUGCCAAUAACCUUUAGAAUGACAUAAUAUUAGUACUUUUAUAGUUUUGUUCAUAUGUCUUGAACCAUUUGUACUGUGUUCCUUCAUGUACAGUAUACUGUGUGCCUUUAUGAGUACAGUCUGCAUGUCUGCUGUCUUGGUAUUCUAGGCCCUAGUUUGUGCAUAAGUUCGACUCAAGCAGCCAGACUUCAACUCCCAAAAUGCAACUUUUCCAAACUACUCCAAACAGAAAUGUUUUGUUUUGGAGAGGCGAUGUCUGCUGUUGUGCUUACAGGUUACAGUUCUCAGAAAACACGAGGAUCAACUUGCAUUCAAGCAUAAUUCUGUCCAGAAGUGUCUGCUCACCGAGCAAAGCUGUGGGUCCAAGAAUAUCUGUAGAGAAGCUAUCGGGACGAUGUGGUGAAGCGUCUGUCAACAACAAGUAAAGAUUUCUGUCAAAUGAAAUCACUGAUAUGGUGCCAAUGUACAAUUGCUGAUGACACUGUUAAUGAAGUUUUGUAAUAAACUCAACUUGGACUUGG